UUAAUGUUAAAAUCGGUAUCUCGUUGUUAAACGGUAGAAAUUAAAAUACAGGCAAGAAUUCUUAUUCCUUAAAUCGUUGAUUCUCUUUCGAUUUUAAGCGUAACAAUUCCGCUUUUCGAAACAUUUUGCGAGAUUAGAACAGACAUCACCGUCACGUCUUGCGCGUACCUUGUUUUGCAAACUUGAGGAGAAACGUCAGCGUCGUUUAUCAAGACGAAGUUAAAGGGUAAACAAUAUCGAUGCGAAAUCGCGAUUCGACGGACUCGAGAGAGAUCGGCGCGAUCGGUGCCGCGUAUUCAAGGUUACGGUCAAGAUAAACGAGAUCUCGCGAGUGGUCUGAUAAGCGGAUCCCCCGACGAGUGCGUGGCUGGCUUCAGGCCUGCACGGACCCUGGAAGGCGCACAGUCCGUCGGCGAUUUCCGGUUUCAUCGAAAACAUUGCGACUCGUGCUCGAGAAAGGUGACGUAAACUUUGCGCGAUUGAAAACGUCGUCAGAGAGUUGUAGAGCAACAAUAGAAAUUCGAAUCGGUCAAAGGAGGUGACGUGAACACGAGAAGAAAUACAGGAGGAAGUGACAUAAACUUGGCGCGAUACGAAUUUUUCAAUUAAUCGACUCAGUUUACUCAUUGGUGUUGAUUGUAACAUGUGAUCGUUCGCGUUUCGUCGACAAUAGCAAGCACAAAUAAUCUAAGAUCCAGUUAUAAAAAAAUAGAGAACGGCCAGUUUGCUGAAUAAUUUAUAAUGUUGUGCGAUUAGGCGAUGAAUGUUUGACAUGCCGAGUACAUCGAGGUUGAGGAUUAGAAAGACUCGACGUGCAAAAGACCGGAAAUACGCUUAUCGAGCGUGAAUCGUUUCAUUGACAAUAAGCGGCUUGUGCGGUAGCGUUGGUGGAACUAUUUACAAACGACUCAUUCAAGUGCAAUGAGCUCAUAAACAAGUCGCGAGCGCAGAGAGCGUAUCUGGUACAAAAGAUGUUUCAUGAUCUCUUCGUCUAAUAAUCAUGGAAUAAUCGCGGGAAUUUCAUUAAGAGACUGAUCGCAAUUCGCAGGGACUCUUCGAGUCAACGAAUGAUAGUUCGGUGAUUGAGUGAGCGAAGUUAAUCUUGAAAACUAAACAAUAUUUGUGUAUAAUUUGUUCGAGGGCGACUUUCCAUGAUUAUCAAAGUUUUAUGCUAGAGGUAUAAUAAUUUUAGAGAAAUUGUUUGCGCGAGAGUGUCAUGAGAGCUUUCCCAGUAUAUGUGUUAGAAUCAACGAUGGAGAUGAUAAAUAGGAACAAAUCGGUGAGCUUCCGAAGCAUCUUCAAUGAUCACGACGCUAAAUCGUCAACUUCGACGGAACUCGUGUGACAGCGCGUAAAAUAUACUUUUUAACAAGAAUCUUGUUCAACGCUGGACGGUCGUGCUCGAGUUUUCUAUUAAAUAAACGCUGCUUGUGUCAGGGGAACGAUAUCGCUCUUGGAAGUAUCUUAUACAUCAAGUGAGCUCGCUAACUUUACGAGACAUUCGAAAUCAGUACAUCGCGCAAGUUUGAAUCACGCUGGGAGACGCAAACAGCGAAUCUUUGAAAGAAACGUGCGGCUUCUUAUCGUUCCAUCCUCAGCAUGGCAGCCGAAGUCGCUUCCUUCAAUCCGAGGAGAUAAUACGGAAACUUAAUUACAAUAUUUCACUCUUGGCGAGGAAAGAGAAAGUGCCUUGCUGCACGACUGUACUUCGUAAUUCGUGAAAGUUCUUGACGCCAAGAAAUCCCGCAAUAAUAACAAGCCUCUUCUUCAUGUAAUCCACAUUGAUGCAUCCAUCUCUGCCGAACCCAGGGACAAUUCGAGAGAAGAAAAGAACCGCUCGACGCUCGCAUGAGUUCUCUCUUAAACUGGAAACUGAUGAACCACCUAGUUACCUUGGACGAUAAGCGAGCCUCCCGUUGUCGACAGCCGUUGUUUCACAGCCGAUAGAGACCGCGGGCGACGAUCUCGCCAUCCGCGAGAAGACGGGGGCGUAGGUGAACGUAGGGCGACCUCGUCGCCGGGAAUUGCUGCUGACGCGAUUGCACGACCUCGUUCUUAGACUGGAGCUGUACCUGCCGUACGCACCGCUGCCGGGGGGCGGCGGGAUCCUCCCGGCGGUGAGCGGCAGCGGUGCCUCCGGCGGCUGUCGUCCGGUGCUGCUCGGCGGCGUCGACCUGUCGAUGUCGGCGGCGGUGCAGCCGCCGGUCGCCGCGACGCUCCCGACGAGCCUGACCGGCAGCGGCCCGACGAUCGCGGCCCACAAUUCCCUGCACCACACAUCCGGCGGCCUGGCCCUGCCGCUGGGGGCCGCGGGCCCCCCGGUGAUGAUGCCGCGUCCUCCGCCGGCGAUGCCGCCGCUCGGGCCCGCGACGCUGCCGUCGGCCCAUCAGGACGAGGAUCUGGCCGACGCGGCGCCCAACCAGGAUGUCCUGCUGGCGCUCCUCGCGAGGAACAAGAAUCUGGAAGAACGGAGGAUCAAAACACCAAGCCGUUUUAUCAAGGAAGAAUCCACGAUACCAAAAUGCGGUGGAUGCCAGGAAGUUAUUUUGGACAAAUACGUUUUGAGGGUUCUUGAGAGAUGUUGGCACGCAAGAUGCCUUACGUGUCGGGAUUGUGGUGCCAGGUUGACCGACAAAUGUUUCGCGAGAAACGGUCACGUGUUCUGCAAAGAUGACUUCUUCAAGUGUGGCAGGCGUUUCGGGACGAAAUGCGCGGGCUGCGGCCAAGGGUUGGCGCCUUCGCAGGUGGUCCGAAGGGCGCAGGAGUUGGUUUAUCACCUGACGUGUUUCUCAUGCGCUCUUUGCUCUCGGCAACUGGACACCGGCGACGAGUUUUAUCUCAUGGAAGACAGAAAACUCGUCUGUAAACCUGAUUACGAGCAAGCCAAAGCGAAAGAAUUGGCAGAUGGAGGAAGUAUAGACGGUGAUCAACCGAAUAAAAGGCCACGAACAACUAUCACGGCAAAGCAGCUCGAAACUCUCAAGCUGGCGUAUAAUACCAGUCCUAAACCAGCAAGGCACGUGCGAGAACAGCUGUCUCAAGACACAGGCCUCGAUAUGCGCGUCGUUCAAGUCUGGUUUCAAAAUAGGAGGGCAAAAGAAAAGAGGCUAAAAAAAGAUGCCGGUAGAACAAGAUGGUCUCAAUACUUCCGUAGUAUGAAGAGCGGUGCUGGCGGUCAUUCGCCUAGACACGAUAAGCUCCUUGAUAAAGACGAGCUGAAGGUAGACCUCGACUCCACCUUUGGCCAUCACGACUUGAGCAAUGAUAGCUAUGGAACGGUGGUCAACAUGGGCCUAGAUGGCGAGGGCGCAAGUCCAGGCGGCGGUGGAAACGGGGCCGGGGGUGGACCGCCCCGCGGAUAUCUGGGAGCAACGACACCUCCGUAUCUCUCGACGUCUAGAUCGCCGUCCUUACCGCCCCAGUUCCCGUAUCCACCGGACGCUGGGCUUUCGGUAUACACUACUCUCGGGGGACCGGGCGGCAUGGUGCCAGGACCAGCGUCUGAUCUGAGUAACGAGUCGAGCGGCGGUGGCGGCGGUGGAGGCGGUGGCGGAGGAAGCGGCGGUAACAGCGGUACCGGCGGUUAUCCUGAUUUUCCGCCGUCGCCGGAUUCCUGGCUUGGUGAGCCACCGCCCCCGCACGCGCACCAUCAUUCUCAUUCCCAUUACGCCACAUAACCCGCCAAAACCGCGCGUCGCCAAAUACCGUAUAGAAUAACGUGCUGUCGGCGCGGGGCGUACGUCUGAAAUCGACGACGCCGUCGUCAUCUUCGAGGAAAGUCGAAGAGCGCUCAUCUUUUCCGAUAUUUCCUUGAAAAAUGAAAAAUGGAAGGUUUUGCAAAUUUCAAAAAUCUAGGAUAUGAACGUAUUGGAUAAAAGUCUGAGUCUAUUUUAAGUGUCUUUGAUGCAGGAUUUAUACAUGAAAGAUCUAAAAGCGAAAGCGCGGUGAUAAUUUUUGUUCGUCUAAAUAUAAAUGAACUUCUUA
Molecule: messenger RNA, 3984 nt
Organism: Camponotus floridanus (Florida carpenter ant)
Lineage: Eukaryota; Metazoa; Arthropoda; Insecta; Hymenoptera; Formicidae
Gene: Lim3
Product: LIM/homeobox protein Lhx3
Exons: 8
Coding region: 2181-3677 (498 amino acids)
Biological process (GO): regulation of transcription by RNA polymerase II; neuron differentiation
Cellular component (GO): nucleus
Molecular function (GO): DNA-binding transcription factor activity, RNA polymerase II-specific; RNA polymerase II transcription regulatory region sequence-specific DNA binding
Source: RefSeq, a predicted model, not a curated record